This is a messenger RNA of Chiloscyllium plagiosum (whitespotted bambooshark), 359 nucleotides long. NCBI's taxonomy places the organism in Eukaryota, Metazoa, Chordata, Chondrichthyes, Orectolobiformes, Hemiscylliidae. The record is from RefSeq and is a predicted model, not a curated record.
ACCCCAAUCCCUUGAGAGAGAGAGAGAGAGAGAAUGCAGCGGGAGAAGCUGAAAUGUAAGAAUCUGCACGAAUACAUGAGGAGCCUGAGUCCCAGUAUUCUCGACAAACUCUACAACCACCCGGCUACCUGCCUGGCCGUCUUCAGGGAGCUGCCGGUGCUGGCUCAGAAUUACGUCAUGAGGCUGCUGUUCCUGGAUCAACCGUUGCCGCAAGCCGCCGUUACCUUCUGGGUGAAGAAAGACAAGCAACGGUACUCCACCCACGCCCCCCCCCCCCCCCAACGCUGUGCUCCAUCCUGAGCUGCCUGCCUUGCCGUGCCCUCCACCUCGCUCGUUCAAACAUCACUCCCCGCCGCAAC